AUGUCAACUAAGGAAAUAUCUAUGCUAGAUGUCGGGAAGCAUUGUAAUUUUUGCAGACAACUAGAUUUUUUACCAUUUUACUGUUCUUCUUGUAAGGGUACAUUUUGCAAAGAACAUAGAACAAAGGAACUGCAUCAUUGUUCUUCAUUAAAGGAGGAAUUAGAGAGUAAAAGAAAGAAUGAACACCAAACAGCCGUUCACAAAAACAUCAAAAUUGGGAAUGAGGAAUAUUUCAAAAAGUUAUUACCGGAACCAGGAUACAUAAGAGUUCAACAAGAACAGAAUCAAAAGCUAGAAAAAAAUAGAAAUUAUAUAAAGUCUCAACUUUUAAAUUCAAAUAAAAAAUCUGCAUUAUACAAACUAAAGAAAUUUUUUGAGAAAAACUCAAAAAAACACAACGGCAGAAGACAAAAGCAAACAACAGGGGCAAAUAAGUUAUUAAUAAUAAAUAAAAUGAAAAAAACUGCCAAAGGUGAUAAAAAAAUCCCGGAAAAUAAUCGAAUAUAUUGUUGGUGUUAUGCAAUUGAUGAUUUUAAGGUACCUGAAAAACAGGAGUUUUAUAUAAAUAAAAUAUGGCCAGUCGGGAGGGUUUUGGAUUAUUUAGCUGUCCAAUUAGAUAUGAAAAAUAUUAAUAAUGACGCUGAUGUUUCUUUAAAAGAUAAAUUAUUUUUGUACAAAGGCGACAAUGAAGAUUCAGCACAGUUAUUAAACACUUCAGAUCGUGUUAAUAAUAAAAUUUUUAAUGGCGAUACUCUAUACGUAGUGAGAGGUGAAGAAACUUUCAAAUAUCAAAGAUUCAACACAAACAAAGAUCCAAACACACACAUAUACUUGCGAACAAAAAUGCCCUUAAAUAUAAUCGGUACUAUUGCAUUUGAAGGCACUGACAAGAUACCAUAUUUUCAACAAAUGAAAACUGCCUUUCCCUAUUUGCUAGGCGUAGGCUUGGCCAAAUAUUUUUUUAUUGGAUCCAAAAAUAUUUGGGAACGUAAUUUACAUGGGAAAGUUUACAUUUUAACAGGUGCUACAUCUAUGGGGAUGGGUACAAAUGUAGCGACUGAAUUGGCAUCUAGAGGUGCUCAGUUGAUUUUAUUAACUAGAAGAAUUGACGAAUGGAGUGAAGAAUUUUUGGAAGAUUUAAGAAAACGUACUGACAACGAACUAAUUUAUUGGGAACAAUGUGAUAUGAGUAAUUUAUAUUCUGUCAGGAAAUUUGCCACAAAAUGGUUGGACAAUUCUCCACCAAGGAGAUUAGAUGGUAUUAUAUUAAUGCAUGGCGAUGCAGAACCAUGGUUUAAUUCUAAAACAAGGAAAUCUAGUGUAGAUGGAUUAGAAAUUCAAAUUUCCACCAAUUUUGCCGGUAGUUUCCAUUUGCUAGAUAUUUUACAGCCUGCUUUCAGAUCGCAACCACCAGAUAGAGAAGUGCGUAUCAUUGUCACCACAUGUCUUUUGCAAUCGCUUGGUGAAGUCAAUGUUGAUGAUCCAUUAUGGUCGAAUCAGAAAUUUGAUGGCAGCUUAAAAUAUUUAAGUGCUUCUAGAAUCCAAUUAAGUUUAUGUUGCUUAGAAUUACAAAGAAGAUUAAAUUUAAAUAAAAAGGAAGACACAGGCCAGGUCACAGUUUCUUUAGUUAACCCUGGCAUUAUGAGAUCUUACUCCUUGAGAAGAAUAAUAAGCAAUGGAUCAAUACUAUUACUUAUAUUAUUAUAUUGCAUUAUUCUUUAUCCAUUUUUAUGGAUUUUUACUAAAAGUGGGUAUCGCGGUUCGCAAUCUAUUCUUCAUGCGCUGAUGACUCCAGAAUUAGAAAGCAUCAACUUAAAAAGGAGUACUAUGAAUAAAAAUAAAGACAAGGAGAAUUUAGUAGUUGAAUCCGGAUUUAUUUCAGAUUGCAAGUUUCGCAAAUUUGCUAGAAAAGAGUUUCAGGAUGAGGAAUUACAAAAAAAGUUGUAUGAUAAGACUAAACAUGAUAUAUUUGAAUUAGAAAAGGUUUUAGCUGUUAGGAGAAAUAGAGAGAAAAAGAAUGAUGACACAACUAAAAAAAAAACAAAAUCUAAAAAUAAAAAAGACUGA
This is a messenger RNA of Saccharomycodes ludwigii, 2067 nucleotides long. RefSeq names its product Cuz1p (gene CUZ1). Lineage: Eukaryota; Fungi; Ascomycota; Saccharomycetes; Saccharomycodales; Saccharomycodaceae. The transcript is spliced from 2 exons. The record is from RefSeq and is a predicted model, not a curated record. The coding region runs from base 1 to 2067 and encodes 688 amino acids. Gene Ontology annotation, molecular function: zinc ion binding.